ACUAGAAAAACUGGAAAUAAUUGGUCAAACCGUAUAAAGUGGGGUUCUUUUAUUUCAAAGUUGUUAGUUCUAUAAUUCGCCGUGGAAAUUCAGAAGCCCCCUUCUUCCAAUUCCAACUGAUCAUCCAUCAUUAAUGCCGCACAACCCAGAUGAUUUUUCAUGGAGAAUGACCUUCAAUGAAAGCUGCGGCUGCCUCUCCACACCCACUCAGAUUUGUAAGCUUUUGUUUCUAUUUCCCCCUCUUUGCUCGUAGAUUCAUCUCUUUCUCUGUUGCAAAAUGCAAACCCAGAAGCUCCCGGGUUUUGCACAAACGCAAAGAUUCCGAUAGCAUUUCUCCGGGUUUAUACCCAUUUCAAAUAUCUGUUGCAAAAUGAGGAAAUCAUCCUACCUUUUUGAUUUCUGAACAUUGGGCAUUGGAUAAGUUUGGAUGGGUUCUUGACAAAUCCCUUAAUAGAUGCCAAGUGGGAUCCCUUCUCUGUUCAUAAUCGUUGGAACUUUAUAUAAAGCUUCUAUUGCCUCUGGUUCUCAAUGAAACUUCUUCUGAUUGGAACAUUGAAAAGGUUUCGGUAUUCGGUUUUCUGAAGAAUUCUAACUUGGUUGACCUCUGUAAUGGCGGAUUGCUGCAUUGUCUAAUUCUCUAAGUUUAACGGACUUGUCUUCAGCAAUGUCGGAGAAAAGCAGGCUUCCGACUAGGUUGUUUUUGUAUCUGAUAACGAUAUCUAUGUUUCUUUUGAUCCUUUCUUCUGUAUUCAUUCUACAAUCCAACUACGAUUCAUUCUUUCCCAGCUCAGUACUUAAGCUUAUUGUUGUUAAUAAUACUUCAAAUUAUCUAAAACCCAAUGUGGAGAGUGAACCAGCGGAGCUUCCUCUGCAAGCUGUGGAAGCUCCCCCUGUGGAAUCGAAAGAAGCCAUUAGAGAUAGGGAUAUUGAUUAUCCAGUUUCCAACUAUAGCAAGGAUGAAGAUUCUGUAGAAAACCAGACAGACUUGGCCUGUGAUCCUGCUCGGGCUCGUUUGAGAGUAUAUAUGUAUGAUCUUCCACCUCUGUAUCACUUUGGAUUAUUGAGUUGGAAGGGAGAGACAGAUCAAAUCUGGCCUAAUGUCAGUAACAGAAGUCAAAUUCCAUCAUACCCAGGUGGGCUGAAUUUACAGCACAGUAUGGAGUAUUGGCUUACGCUUGAUCUUUUAUCAUCGAACGUUCCGAAUGUCAAUCAUACUUGCACUGCAGUUAGAGUGAAGAAUUCAAGUCGAGCAGAUGUGAUAUUUGUGCCAUUUUUCUCAUCCUUGAGCUACAACCAGCAUUCUAAGUUACAUGGGAAGGAGAAAAUUAAUGUGAACAAGAUAUUGCAGCAUAGGUUGAUCCAGUUUUUGUUUAGUCAGAAGGAGUGGAAGCGAACAGGUGGAAAGGAUCAUCUUGUAAUUGCGCACCACCCAAAUAGCAUGUUGGAUGCAAGAAAGAAGCUCGGCUCAGCCAUGUUUGUGCUUGCAGAUUUUGGAAGGUACCCAGCUGCAAUUGCAAAUGUUGAAAAAGAUAUUAUUGCUCCUUACAGACAUGUAGUAAAGACCGUCCCUAAUUCCAAAUCUGCCUCAUUUGACGAGCGUCCUAUUUUGGCGUAUUUUCAAGGAGCUAUAUACAGGAAGGAUGGAGGAGUAGUUCGCCAAGAACUAUAUUACCUUCUGAAAGAUGAGGAAGAUGUUCAUUUUACAUUUGGAAGUGUUAGAGCGAAUGGUAUCAACAAGGCAGGCCAAGGAAUGGCAGCAUCCAAGUUCUGCCUCAAUAUCGCAGGAGACACCCCAUCAUCGAAUCGUCUUUUUGAUUCUAUUGCAAGUCAUUGUGUUCCUGUUAUCAUAAGCGACGAAAUUGAGCUGCCAUAUGAAGAUGUCUUGGACUACACCGAGUUUUGUGUCUUCGUUCGAGCAGCUGAUUCGAUAAGGAAAGGCUAUCUACUGAAUCUUCUUCGUGGAAUUGGACGAGAAAGGUGGACGAAGAUGAGGGAUAGAAUAAAGGAAAUUGUGCCUCAGUUUGAAUAUCAGUAUCCAUCUCAGAAAGGGGAUGCUGUCGACAUGAUUUGGCAAGCAGUGUUGCGUAAGGUGUCGAAAAUAAAAUUUAAUCGGAAUAGGAAGAACAGGUAUAGUAGAUCUCAACUUCUCCUAAAGAACAAUUGAUAUUGAAUUCAAUAAACAUAGGAAGUUUUGUAGUCACUGAGAUCUAUCAUCCCUUCUGCACCAUAUUGCUGUGAUCAUGGAUCUUUUUUUUAACUCAAAACAGACAAGUUUUGAGAUUAGAGGCUGUCUAGAAUUAAUCUUUACUCAAAUUUUCAUUCUCUGAACUUGUAAAGUUCAUUGCAGAUUUGGA
Molecule: messenger RNA, 2354 nt
Organism: Momordica charantia (bitter melon)
Lineage: Eukaryota; Viridiplantae; Streptophyta; Magnoliopsida; Cucurbitales; Cucurbitaceae
Product: Exostosin family protein
Molecular function (GO): glycosyltransferase activity
Source: RefSeq, a predicted model, not a curated record